CGCCCGGGGACCCCGCGCCGCCAUUGAGGGCGAGCCAAGAUGGCGGCGGCUUGGGCUGCGUGAGCGAGACGGGAGAGGCGGCGGCCGAGGCCAGGGGCUCCGGGGCCUGGGCGCGCUCGGGCGGCCAGAGCGGAGGGGCGUCGCGAGCGGCGGGCGCGGUCGCUGCGGGCGCGGGCUCCCGGCGGCGGGGCCUCGGGGCGGGGGGCGCGGGCCGGGCCGGAGAACAUGGCGGCGGCGGCCUGAGGCGGCGCGGGAAGCGACCUGCGGGGCCGAUGGCGGCGGCGGCGGCGGCCCGGCAGUGAGCGAUGCGCGGGCGGCAGUGAGCGGAGCCUCCGUCCCUCCGGCCGCUCCUGGGCGACGCGGGGCCCGCGCCUCGGCCGCGGCGGCACGAUGACCGACACCCGGCGGCGGGUGAAGGUGUACACGCUCAACGAGGACCGGCAGUGGGACGACCGGGGCACCGGGCACGUGUCGUCGGGCUACGUGGAGCGGCUGAAGGGCAUGUCGCUGCUCGUCAGGGCGGAGAGCGACGGUUCUCUACUUUUAGAAUCCAAAAUAAAUCCCAACACUGCAUACCAGAAACAACAGGAUACUUUGAUUGUAUGGUCUGAAGCAGAAAAUUAUGACUUGGCCCUUAGCUUUCAGGAAAAAGCUGGAUGCGAUGAAAUUUGGGAGAAAAUAUGUCAGGUUCAAGGCAAGGACCCAUCAGUGGACAUCACUCAGGACCUUGUUGAUGAAUCUGAAGAGGAGCGUUUUGAUGAUAUGUCAUCACCAGGUUUAGAAUUGCCAUCCUGUGAAUUAAGUCGCCUAGAAGAAAUUGCAGAACUUGUGGCAUCAUCUUUACCUUCCCCCCUUCGUCGUGAAAAACUUGCACUAGCACUGGAAAAUGAGGGUUAUAUUAAAAAGCUCCUGGAGCUUUUUCAUGUGUGUGAGGAUUUGGAAAAUAUUGAAGGACUACACCACUUAUAUGAAAUUAUCAAAGGCAUCUUUCUCUUGAAUCGAACUGCUCUUUUUGAAGUUAUGUUCUCCGAGGAAUGUAUAAUGGACGUCAUUGGAUGCUUGGAAUAUGAUCCUGCAUUAUCACAACCACGAAAACACAGGGAAUUUCUAACAAAAACAGCUAAGUUUAAAGAAGUGAUUCCCAUAUCAGAUCCUGAGUUGAAGCAAAAAAUUCAUCAGACAUACAGAGUUCAGUAUAUACAAGAUAUGGUUCUACCUACCCCUUCAGUUUUUGAAGAAAAUAUGUUAUCUACACUUCAUUCCUUUAUUUUCUUCAAUAAGGUAGAAAUUGUUGGUAUGUUACAGGAAGAUGAAAAAUUUCUGACAGAUUUGUUUGCACAACUAACAGAUGAAUCUACAGAUGAAGAAAAAAGGCAAGAAUUGGUUAACUUUUUAAAAGAAUUUUGUGCAUUUUCCCAAACGCUACAACCUCAAAACAGAGAUGCUUUCUUCAAGACUUUGUCAAACAUGGGCAUAUUACCAGCUUUAGAAGUCAUCCUUGGCAUGGAUGAUACACAGGUGCGAAGUGCUGCUACUGAUAUCUUCUCAUACUUGGUCGAGUACAACCCUUCCAUGGUGCGAGAGUUUGUCAUGCAGGAGGCACAGCAGAAUGAUGAUGAUAUUUUGCUCAUCAACCUCAUUAUAGAACAUAUGAUUUGUGAUACAGACCCUGAGCUUGGAGGAGCAGUCCAACUGAUGGGCCUGCUUCGAACUUUAGUUGAUCCAGAGAACAUGCUAGCUACUGCCAAUAAAACAGAAAAGACCGAGUUUCUGGGUUUCUUCUAUAAGCACUGUAUGCAUGUCCUCACUGCUCCUUUACUGGCAAAUACCACAGAAGAAAAGCCUAGCAAAGAUGAUUUUCAGACUGCCCAGCUGUUGGCACUGGUAUUGGAGUUGUUGACAUUCUGUGUGGAGCACCAUACCUACCACAUAAAGAACUACAUCAUUAAUAAGGACAUCCUCCGGAGAGUGCUAGUUCUGAUGGCUUCCAAGCAUGCUUUCUUGGCAUUAUGUGCUCUUCGCUUUAUGAGAAAGAUUAUUGGAUUAAAAGAUGAGUUUUACAACCGCUACAUAAUGAAAAGUUUUUUGUUUGAACCAGUAGUCAAAGCAUUUCUCAAUAAUGGAUCCCGCUACAAUCUGAUGAACUCUGCCGUACUAGAGAUGUUUGAAUUUAUUAGAGUGGAAGAUAUAAAAUCAUUAACUGCUCAUGUAAUUGAAAAUUACUGGAAAGCACUGGAAGAUGUAGAUUACGUGCAGACAUUUAAAGGAUUGAAACUGAGAUUUGAACAACAAAGAGAAAGACAAGAUAAUCCUAAACUUGAUAGUAUGCGUUCCAUUUUGAGGAAUCAUAGAUACCGAAGAGAUGCCAGAACACUAGAAGAUGAAGAAGAGAUGUGGUUUAACACAGAUGAGGAUGACAUGGACGACGGGGAGGCUGUAGUGUCUCCAUCUGACAAGUGUAAAAAUGAUGAUGACAUUAUGGACCCUAUAAGUAAAUUCAUGGAAAGAAAAAAACUCAAAGAAAGCGAGGAAAAGGAGGCGCUUCUGAAAACGAAUCUUUCUGGUCGGCAGAGCCCAAGUUUCAAGCUUUCUCUCUCCAGUGGAACAAAGACAAACCUCACCAGCCAGUCACCUACAGCAAACUUGCCUGGCUCCCCGGGGUCUCCAGGAUCUCCUGGAUCCGUCCCUAAACAUACAUCUCCGACGGCAGCUAUUACUACAAAGGGAGGCCUCGUGGGUCUGGUAGAUUAUCCUGAUGAUGAUGAAGAUGAUGAUGAGGAUGAGGAGAAAGAAGACACGCUACCAUUGUCAAAGAAAGCCAAGUUUGAGUCAUAAUAAUGACAGCUGCUUCUGACCAGCACCUGUUGAGUAAACUGGCUCUCCCCCUCCCCCCACAAAACCCACAGCACAGCCGUGGUCUCUCGGGAUGGCCCAAUCCACUCACACGAGCCUCGCACACAUGACUUCUGCUCGUCAAGUGCCAAUUCAAUGGAGCAGGAGGGGAUGUUUGCAGUUAGGGGAAAGACUCAGCCUUGAAGCUCUCCAGUUUGGACCACAUGUUGCCCUUUUCUCAGGGAAGGAAAUGGAAAAAAAAAAAAAAAAAGCCAGCAGGGCAGGGAUUGUGUAAGUGGAACUCUGGGUUAACUGGUCGGUCGCCACACCCAGAAUUUGCUUUCUUGGACCAUGUUUGAGGCUUAGAACAGGCUCUGGCCAGCAGUCUUCACUGGUUGUGAAUGCCAGCAGUUUCUUUGAUAGAGACCUACCUUUAUAAAUCGGACAUUUUUGGACAUUAGUCAAGCUAUGACAGGUUUGGAAAUCCUCUGUGGGGGAGGGGCAAAUAUAAAGUUUCCUCUUUUUUAAUCUGUUCCCUUCACCCUUCAAACUGCAGAUUCCCCCCUGCCCCCCAAAGUGGGGUUUUGUCCCUACUUGAUUAAAGAUUGAGUGAAAUUCUA
Messenger RNA from Erinaceus europaeus (western European hedgehog), 3452 nucleotides. It is a transcript of the gene PPP4R3A, whose product is annotated as protein phosphatase 4 regulatory subunit 3A. The record is from RefSeq and is a predicted model, not a curated record. Bases 391 to 2835 code for a protein of 814 amino acids. Gene Ontology annotation, biological process: DNA damage response; protein dephosphorylation. The transcript is spliced from 15 exons. Lineage: Eukaryota; Metazoa; Chordata; Mammalia; Eulipotyphla; Erinaceidae. Gene Ontology annotation, molecular function: protein phosphatase activator activity. Gene Ontology annotation, cellular component: protein phosphatase 4 complex; nucleoplasm.